AAUAUGGCGGAGCCUUUAGAUGGGGCAGCAAAAGAACCGUCCACAACAGACGUAAAGGAAAAUCUUGAAAGCGAAUUUGAAAUAGCGGGGAGCACGCUUGAAAAGGAACUGAGAAGUGCAGAAGUUCUGAAAACCCAGGCAGAUUACAGAAAGAUUGGAAAAAGCUAUAUUGAAAGCAUUAAAGCGUCUCUUCUUGCCUCGUCCGCUAAAUAUUCAAUUACUCUGGAAGAUCCUUAUUUGAAAGCUUACAAAUACUUGGAAGAAAACAAGGUUCUAGCAUUGCUCGAGGAUUUAAUAACAUACACUGCCUUCCAACGACCUAAUGAGCCAUUUCCCUUCAUGUCUCGACUUGUUGAGGAUUUUUACAAAACUAACAAAAGUAAUGAAUGGACAUCAAAUGAAGCAGUAAAAAAGGAAAGUUGAAAAAUAUUAAAAAGAGAUUCUUACUUAAAGGAUUUUGUAUAAUAGAAUUUUGUGUUAUCAACUGCAUUAAAUACGUACAAGUAAUUAUACUCCAGUAAAAUA
Molecule: messenger RNA, 525 nt
Organism: Dendronephthya gigantea
Lineage: Eukaryota; Metazoa; Cnidaria; Anthozoa; Malacalcyonacea; Nephtheidae
Exons: 2
Coding region: 4-423 (139 amino acids)
Source: RefSeq, a predicted model, not a curated record